This is a messenger RNA of Fonsecaea erecta, 1782 nucleotides long. RefSeq lists its product as hypothetical. Gene Ontology annotation, cellular component: Golgi membrane. NCBI's taxonomy places the organism in Eukaryota, Fungi, Ascomycota, Eurotiomycetes, Chaetothyriales, Herpotrichiellaceae. The transcript has a single exon. Gene Ontology annotation, biological process: intracellular protein transport; vesicle-mediated transport. The record is from RefSeq and is a predicted model, not a curated record. The coding region runs from base 1 to 1782 and encodes 593 amino acids.
AUGGACGUCGCUUCGGCCAUUUCGGGAUAUGUCUCCAAGAUUGCUGGCGUCGGUGAAGGCGCCGCUGCUUCUCAGAGUCAGAAGAUGAAGAUCCUCCUGCUAGACUCCGAAACAGUUCCCAUCGUAUCAACUGCAAUCACCCAAUCCGCCCUCCUGCGAUAUCAGAUCUACCUCAUUGACCGAAUCGACAACCCGGCCCGCGAACGUAUGCGCCACCUCCGAUGUCUAUGCUUCGUCCGUCCUUCUCCCGACUCGAUCCAAUUCCUCAUCGAUGAACUGCGUGAGCCCAAGUAUGGCGAAUACAAUAUUUACUUCAGCAACAUUAUAAAGAAGUCCUCGCUGGAGAGGUUGGCCGAGGCGGAUGAUCAUGAGGUGGUAAAGGCAGUCCAGGAAUACUUUGCGGAUUACGUUGUGGUCAACCCGGACUUGAUGUCCUUGAAUCUGGGAUUCCCAAAGCAGAGACUAUGGAGCCACAGUCCAGACGUCUGGAACACUGAUGCCUUACAAAGGACGACCGAAGGGGUGGUUGCUCUUCUACUAUCACUCAAAAAGAACCCGUUGAUUCGAUACGAGAAGAACAGCCUUAUGGCGAAGAAGCUCGCCACCGAAAUCCGCUACCAGAUCACCCAAGAAGAACAGCUGUUCGACUUUCGCAAGACGGAUACUCCCCCAUUGCUUCUGAUUGUCGAUCGCAGAGACGAUCCUAUCACGCCACUGCUCACCCAGUGGACGUACCAAGCCCAGGUUCAUGAAUUACUCGGCAUCCACAACGGCCGAGUCGAUCUGAGUGCGGUUCCUGAUAUUCGCCCCGAACUCAAGGAGAUCGUCCUCUCGCAGGACCAAGAUCCAUUCUUCAAGAAGAACAUGUACCAAAACUUCGGCGAUCUGGGGGGAAGCAUCAAGGAAUAUGUCGACCAGUACCAGAGCCGAACCAAGUCCACCGCGCAGAUUGAGUCCAUAGCAGACAUGAAACGCUUUGUCGAGGACUAUCCAGAAUUCCGCAAACUGUCCGGCAACGUCUCUAAACACGUCACCCUGGUGAGCGAGCUCAGUCGACGAGUCUCGGCUGAUUCAUUGCUCGAUGUCUCGGAACUGGAGCAAAGCCUGGUCUGCAACGACAAUCAUGCUGCCGACCUAAAGACUUUACAGAGACACAUUCAAAAUCCGAGCAUUCCCGCAGACAAUAAACUUCGCCUCGUAGCCCUCUAUGCUAUCCGAUAUGAACGCAACCCUAACAACGCUCUCCCUGUUCUUCUUGACCUGUUAACAUCCGUAGCGGACGUUCCUGCGUACAAGAUCUCCAUCAUUCCCAAGCUUCUUGCUUACCAUCACAGUCUUCAGCCGGCUCCUGUUGGUGGCGCUGCCGGCUUUACCGAUCUUUUUGAUGCCGGCUCUUCUCCAUUCAGCCAAUUCCGACGCAACCUGAAUCUGAAAGGCGUGGAGAAUGUGUACACCCAGCAUUCCCCACGGCUCGAAAAUACGCUACAGAAUCUGAUCAAGGGACGGUUGAAGGAACUCCAGUACCCUUUUGUGGAUGGACAUCAUACGAGGGAUAAGCCUCAGGAUAUCAUCGUCUUCAUGGUGGGAGGUGUCACGUACGAGGAAGCCAAAAUGGUAGCCCAGGUCAAUGCUUCAAUCCCGGGCGUGCGAGUGGUGCUGGGAGGAACAAGCGUGAUCAAUUCAACAAUGUUCUUGGAAGAGGUGGAUGAUGCUGUUGGCAGCUGGCCGGACCAGGGUCCUGCAUCAGCAAGGGAAAGGCUGGGCCGAGCCGUAGGAAGGUGA